Messenger RNA from Chelmon rostratus (copperband butterflyfish), 1755 nucleotides. It is a transcript of the gene fhl2a, whose product is annotated as four and a half LIM domains 2a. The transcript has 6 exons. The coding region runs from base 73 to 912 and encodes 279 amino acids. Gene Ontology annotation, cellular component: Z disc; nucleus. Gene Ontology annotation, molecular function: transcription coregulator activity. The record is from RefSeq and is a predicted model, not a curated record. NCBI's taxonomy places the organism in Eukaryota, Metazoa, Chordata, Actinopteri, Chaetodontiformes, Chaetodontidae.
UCUCUCAGUCUGCCCCAGACUCCGCACAGGCACACACUCCUCAGAGAGGAAGGUGAGUGACUCCGAGUCAAAAUGACCGAGCGCUACGACUGCCACUACUGUAAAGAGUCCCUGUUUGGGAAGAAGUAUGUUCUGAGAGAGGAGAAUCCCUACUGUGUGAAAUGUUAUGAGAGCCUGUACUCCAACACCUGUGAGGAGUGCAAGAAGCCCAUUGGCUGCAACACCAGGGAUCUGUCCUACAAAGACCGUCACUGGCAUGAGGAAUGUUUCAAGUGCUUCCAGUGCAAGCGCUCGCUGGUGGACAAGCCCUUCUCCACCAAGGACGAGCAGCUCCUCUGCACUGAGUGCUACUCCAAUGAGUAUUCCUCCAAGUGCCACGAGUGCAAGAAAACCAUCAUGCCAGGCUCCAGGAAGAUGGAGCACAAGGGGAACAGCUGGCACGAGACCUGUUUCACCUGCCAGAGAUGUCAGCAGCCCAUAGGCACCAAGAGCUUCAUCCCUAAGGAAAACCACAACUUCUGUGUGCCCUGCUAUGAGAAGCAGUUUGCCAUGCAGUGUGUGCACUGCAAGAAGCCCAUCACCACCGGCGGGGUGACCUACCAUGACCAGCCGUGGCACAAGGACUGCUUCCUGUGCACUAGCUGCAAGCAGCAGCUGUCUGGCCAGAGGUUCACCUCGAGAGAUAACUUUGCCUAUUGUCUGAAUUGCUUCUGCAACCUUUAUGCCAAGAAGUGUGCCUCCUGCACCACCCCCAUUAGCGGUCUUGGAGGCAGCAAAUACAUUUCCUUUGAGGAGCGCCAGUGGCACAAUGACUGCUUCAACUGUAAGAAGUGCUCCGUGUCCCUGGUUGGCCGUGGCUUCCUCACUGAACGCGAUGAUAUCCUGUGCCCAGAGUGCGGCAAGGACAUCUAAUUCGCUCCGAGGGACGACGGAUACAUCUGAUUGGUUGACCAUGACUUGAUAGAGGAACGACAAAGAUACAAUACUAUCAGAGCACAGCAUCUUUACUGCUAAGCAUUACUAUGAAUGUACAUUGUUGUAUGUCAUGAAAUUCAAACUACUAACAGUGUUAUUUGAAUUUAGAAAGUUUAUUUAAGUUAAAUGUUCACUCUUUGAGAAAAAGUCAUUACUAAUAAAAUAACCACUGGCAUAAAUGUUAAGAGAUUAUCUUCUGAAAUACCAACAUGUUUGCAGAUAGACAAUAUAUGAAGCAUUUUGAAAUAAAUCUACAAUAUUAAGGUAGACUAUCCGCUUUGAGGUGUAAUAGUAACUACUGCUUUGUGCAUGGAUUAGCUUGAUACUGUAAUUAGUAGACGUUUUGUGAAUGAGUUCUGAAAUCACAAAUUAAAUAUAAUAACUGUGUCUUUACUCUUAUAAUUGCUAACUAUAGCUGUGUAUGAAAUCACAUGAAUUUCAGAAUUGAAUGUGAAAGUUACUGCAGAUAGGUGGGUCUAAGGCCUUAAAAGGAAUUUUUCCUUAUGAUUUGUUGCAACAAUAUUAUUUUAAGAGUACAUUAAAUACUGUGUAUAUUACAAUACCAGCAGAAUAACAUUGGUUACAAAGAUGAUUAGUUUUCUACUGUAAUUAAAUCAACAAAAGUGAUUCAUUGUAUUGAGACGAUUUAUUUAAAAUGGUGUUGGUACAAACAUGAGACUGGAUUUGAGAAUGGAUUCAAAAUGCUUUGUGAAUCUUGUUCCUAUCUACAUCCAUUUCAAAGACUGUAACUGCAAAGUCAAUUUAUCCACAAUUCCAAAU